Galleria mellonella (greater wax moth) is the source of this 3751-nucleotide messenger RNA. It is a transcript of the gene sotv, whose product is annotated as exostosin-2. Gene Ontology annotation, molecular function: glycosyltransferase activity. The transcript has 8 exons. Lineage: Eukaryota; Metazoa; Arthropoda; Insecta; Lepidoptera; Pyralidae. Gene Ontology annotation, cellular component: membrane. The record is from RefSeq and is a predicted model, not a curated record. The coding region runs from base 149 to 2293 and encodes 714 amino acids.
CAGUCAUAAUCAGUUUCUUAUUUCUCACUACAUUAGUUAGUAGUAUUUAUCGCGUUUUAAACAAUUUUGAAUGAGAAAUAAUUGAUUUACAUUAUAAUGGGUGCCAUAAAUAAAUUAAGAAAAUUUGUUUAAUUACGGAAAGUCACAAAUGGCUUCGGAGUCGCUUAUAAAGACGAGCAAGUAUACUAAAUACACAUCGUAUAAGAAAAUCUCGUAUCGUAGCUUUUUCGUUGGCCUACUAUUGUUUAUUGUGGUGUCUUUACUAUUUAUUGUGAUGUUUAAUGCAUAUUCGGGCAGUUCCCCGCGGACAGACUUUCAUGAACCAGUGAAUUUAGAUUCUACAUUAUUAGAAGUUGUGAAUUUGAAAAGUGAUGCGCGUCUAUCAAGUGCUCGUGUUUCCAACUGCACUUACUGGGAUUGUUUCAAUGUGUAUAGAUGCGGGAGAGGUGGACACGAUAAGAUAACCAUAUAUAUUUAUCCUUUAAAGGAUUAUCGGACUGAGAGUGGAACUCCUUUUUCUCAGUUUUCAAAGGAGUUUUAUGUAAUAUUAGAUACAAUUAGACAUAGUAAAUAUUAUACAUCUAAUCCAGAGGAGGCGUGUUUGUUAGUCCCUAGUAUAGAUACAUUGAAUCAACACAGUUUCUCUAAGAAACAUGUUUCUCAAGCAUUACAUUCUCUUAAAUAUUGGAAUGAUGGUGAGAACCAUCUCAUAUUCAAUAUGUUGCCUGGUUCAGCACCGAAUUACAACUCAGUUAUUGAUCUCAACACUGGAAAGGCCAUUAUUGCAGGAGCUGGUUUCGAUACAUGGUCAUUUAGAUAUGGCUUUGACAUUUCCAUUCCUGUAUACAGUCAUACAGCAGAAAAGAUUGACAGUUCUCAACCAGACCAGAAGAAUUACUUGAUUAUAUCAACACAGUUAAACAUACCAAAACAUUACUUAGAAGUGUUACAAAAUAUAGCAUCUUCAUCGAAUGAUUUGUUACUAUUAGAUAAAUGUAAAAUGGAUUCAGACAGAAUAGAUUACAGUAAACGAUGCGAGUAUACAACAGGAAGAAUGUUUAGUUACCCAGACGUAUUAAAAGAGGGGAUGUUCUGCCUGGUCAUAUGUAGUGCAAGACUGACACAAGCUGUGCUCAUGGACGUUUUAGCAUCUCAAUGUAUACCAAUAGUGAUCGCUGACUCUGUAGUGAUGCCAUUCAAUUCUCACGUAGACUGGAAUAGGAUUUCUUUAUUUGUACCUGAAGAUAAUGUAAAGAAUAUAGUGAAGAUAGUACAUUCAGUUAGUAAGGAGAGACGUGGUGAGCUGUAUUGGCAGUUACGUUGGGUGUAUGAUAAAUAUUUCGCUAGUAUAGAAAAGAUGACAUUGACUGCAUUAGAAAUAAUAAAUGAGAAAGUGUUCCCAUUAGCAGCUAGGAUGUAUGAAGACUGGAAUAUGCCUGAACAUAUAUACGGUCCAGUGAACCCGCUGUUUUUGCCGGUGACUGCGCCCAAAGCGCCGGGCUUCACCGCGGUCAUACUCACGUACGACCGCGUUGACAGCCUCUUCACACUGGUCAAGAAACUCGUGAGGACGCCGAGCCUUGCCAAGAUACUCGUCGUGUGGAACAACCAGAAGAAACCGCCGCCGCCAUCAUCCGAAUGGCCAGUAAUUAACAAGCCGCUGAAAGUGAUACGUACCAAAGAGAAUAAACUGUCGAAUCGAUUCUUCCCUUACGACGAGAUCGAGACCGAGUGCCAGUUGACUAUCGACGAUGAUAUUGUUAUGCUGACGCCUGAUGAGUUGGAGUUUGGUUUCGACGUGUGGCGCGAGUUCCCCGACCGCAUAGUGGGGUUUCCGUCCAGGCUGCACGUGUGGGACAACGUCACCAACUCGUGGCGCUACCACAGCGAGUGGACCAACCAGAUCUCUAUGGUGCUGACUGGCGCCGCGUUCCACCACAAGAUCUGGUCGUGGUACUACACGUACAAGAUGCCAGCCGAGAUCCGGCACUGGGUGGACGACAACUUCAACUGCGAGGACAUCGCCAUGAACUUCCUCGUCGCCAAUGUCACCAGGAAACCACCUAUUAAGGUGACGCCCCGAAAGAAGUUCAAAUGUCCGGAGUGCACGAACACCGAGAUGUUAUCCGCCGACGCCCGCCACAUGUCGCAGCGGUCCGCAUGUGUGGACCGGUUUGCGGCCGUGUACGGGCAUAUGGCGCUGCAAGCGGUCGAGUUCCGCGCGGACCCGCUGCAGUACCGCGAGCCGACCGCUGGCGUGCCGCAACUGUACCCCGAAAUUGGUGCACUGUAACUGUGUGCAGUUUGUUGGUGGAUGUUUAACUCUUACGAAGAUAAAAAUGGAAUAUGACGCUGCAAGCUGUCAAUUUUCGCGCCAGUACGCUUCAAUAGUCCGCGAGUCGGAUCUCUACUAUAAGAUUGGUGCAUUGUAAGGUAAAACUGUUAGGUAAACGGGCCCUCUUGUACAAUUUUAAGACUUAGAAUUUUUUUUUUAAUUUUUAUAAUGGAAUGGUAACCUGCCUGUGCUAUCAAUAUACGCUAGCACCAGGUGAGAAAGGUCUUUUGGCUCACGACGGUAAAUUUUAUAGAGAAUUAACCACAAAUUUCAUGGAGAUUGCAUGGAGCUCGAUCUGAUAAUUCACUAUGCUAGCUGGAAUGACUAGUCAUCAUUACAUGGAUUUGCUUGUUGAGAGAUAUUAGCCAAUCCUAAAAAGGUAUUUUAAUGUUUCUUAUUAUUUUCUUUUAUAAGUAAAAUGAUAUUACUAGUUAUUGAAUUAUAACCACAUAUCUGACUUACGUAUGGCACAAUAAAUUUAAUUUCCAAUUACUGGUAUGAUAUUAAUUUUUUUUUUUAUUAUUUUUUUUAAAUAAGAACUAUGAAUAAAAAUGAUCGUCUACUACCCUAUUGUUGUUAAUGAAUAUUGUUUAAUUUUAAACUUUGGCGUUGUUUACACAUAUUUUAAAUACACAAUCGGGACUUAACACGAUUUAAAAACCUUUACAGGUAAAUAGUACUUACCUACCUACCUACUACUUGCUUCUUUAUUACCGUUUCGACGUGGAUUGCACCACGUCGUGGUCGCUACUGGUCAGUUAUGUCGAUUGUGUAUUUAAAAUAUUGUCCAAUAUUUGUUUUUUAACUAUGGCAAUUGUAAUUUUUUAAAUUAAACAAUAGGGUAAAUAUUAUAAAAUACGUUACAUUACAUUACACCCAAUGUAAACCCUUAGUUAUGUUACCCUUUGAUAAAUAAAGGUUAUUAUGUAUUUACACCAAGGUCGAAGGCAAUUGACACGAAAUGUAUCGCUUGAUACCAAUUACCGUGUUGAAUUAAUAAGUAACAGGUGUAAUUAAGGUAUAAUUGUGUUUUAAAAGGCCAUCACUUGUAUGUAGUAUUAGGGAAACAUCUAACAAUCAAGCCAUUAAGAGGGCGCCCACCAUAAGUCUGGCAAUGUCUCUAUUAGUUCAUUUUACACUUUCGCGUUGUUUACACACAUUUUAAAUACAUAAUCGGGACUUAACGCGAUGUAAAUUUAAUGACAUUUAAUAAUUUAAUUCUAUUUUAAUGUUUACAACCAGAGGGCGACUUUGUACAAAAGUCGAUUGCUUGGAUACCUCUGUUCCAUUCGUGUUUCUACCAUGAAGCAGUUGUAUUUGCAUGGCUGUGUUUCGGUUUAAAGGGUGGGAUAUGGCGUGAAUUUACUGGGUACGGACAAAUAACACCUGAGUCCUCAGGAAUGGCAACGCAUGAGG